AUGGUAUGGGGCACUGCCAUGGCGGACCGUUUAUUUCCUCUAAAUCCUUAUUGGUCACCGCACAUGGCGACAUGUGCAGCCCUCUGGAAGGAGGAUGAACUCUUGGCCUCCAGCCAAGAGACGGUUGAUGGCAAAGCUUUGGGCCACAGCACGCCAUCAACCUUAAAUCAAGCAUCCACAUCCGCUGAUGCCAAGGGGCAAAAGCGUCAAAACGUUAAAAGAGGCCCGUCCAGGUAUAAGCUUUACCAGAGGUUUGUGACUAUUCUCGGUAGAAUAAACAAAAAUGAGGCUGAAGGGAAAACUCAUUCGAAGGACGCGGUCGAUAAGGCAAGGUGCCAAAAGGAGGUCGAUGAGUACCUGGCGUUCCAGACCACCCAGAAGGCAGAAGCCGUGAAACGAAAUCGUUCGCAAGACGAAAGCGACAAACCUACGAAGAAGCACAAAGUGUCGGUUCACACCGCUUCAAGACCAAAACCAACCAAACGCACAUUUAAUGAGGUGGCACGGGAUCACCUGCAAAUAGCGUUGGUUCAUGAAAUAACUAACCGCGGUAAACCUGCAUCGGAUAAGUGGUCCGAAAUCGAGGCAUGGCUAUCCCGCAUUGUCGUCGAUGACAUCAUGGCAAACCCGGAGCGUCAUGUACCAGGAUUUGAUUCAAUGAAGGUGAUCCGCGGAUACAGGGUGAUCAAGUGCGAUGAUCAACUCUCCCUUAACUUCCUGAAAACAGUUGUGGGCAAGAUCCAGAGCGACUGGGAAGGUUUGAGGCUCAAACUAGUCCCGGCCCGCGAAAUCCCUCGACGGCCGAAGGCUCGCAUCUGGAUACCGAACAUGGAGUUCGAAGCUAAGCAACUAAUUCCAUACUUGCAGGCACACAACCACACUGUUCCGAUAGAUGACUGGACCAUCAUCAAAGCGGAGGCUUCGCAAAAGAACAGUGUGUCCUUCCAUCUCCGAAUAUCGGAGGGAAGCAUCGAGCCACUGGAAAAAGUGGACAAUAAACUUCGGUUCGGCGUCAGGAAAACGCAACUGAAGAUAUUCCGAUCUGCAAAUCCGGAGGAUGAACAGGACGAGGUUGACGGCGUCAACGAGUUGCUCACGGGCUUGCAACUUGACGACGCCGGAUCUGCCUAA
This is a messenger RNA of Anastrepha ludens (Mexican fruit fly), 1131 nucleotides long. RefSeq lists its product as uncharacterized. Bases 1 to 1131 code for a protein of 376 amino acids. The record is from RefSeq and is a predicted model, not a curated record. The transcript is spliced from 2 exons. NCBI's taxonomy places the organism in Eukaryota, Metazoa, Arthropoda, Insecta, Diptera, Tephritidae.